Rosa rugosa (rugosa rose) is the source of this 939-nucleotide messenger RNA. Its product is annotated as chalcone isomerase-like protein 2. The record is from RefSeq and is a predicted model, not a curated record. NCBI's taxonomy places the organism in Eukaryota, Viridiplantae, Streptophyta, Magnoliopsida, Rosales, Rosaceae. Bases 155 to 793 code for a protein of 212 amino acids. The transcript is spliced from 5 exons. Gene Ontology annotation, molecular function: intramolecular lyase activity.
AGACUGGAGGACCUGUAAGAGUGUCAGCUGAAGUAACACCCCCCAAGAUAUAUAUAGAGGCUAUAAACAUCACCUCUACCCUCAUUAUUCUGCUAGACAACUACUUCAAUCUCAAGAUUUCUAAAUUGCUAAUAGGAUCCUCAAGAACACAGCUAUGGGUGCAGUAGGUGCAGAAGUAGUGUUGGUGGAUGAAAUCCCUUUUCCUUCAGUGAUCACAACCUCCAAGCCAUUAGCUCUGCUGGGUCAUGGGAUCACAGACAUUGAGAUACACUUUCUGCAAAUCAAGUUCACAGCAAUUGGGGUUUACUUGGACCCUGAGAUUGUGGGACAUCUGCAGAAAUGGAAGACCAAGAAAGGAACUGAGCUUGCAGAAGAUGAUGACUUCUUUGAUGCUCUUAUUUCUGCUCCUGUUGAGAAAUUUCUAAGAGUUGUGGUGAUCAAGGAGAUCAAAGGGUCUCAAUAUGGGGUGCAGCUUGAGAGUUCAGUGAGGGAUAGGUUGGCAGCUGAUGACAAAUAUGAGGAAGAGGAGGAGGAAGCCUUGGAGAAGAUUGUUGAGUUCUUCCAAUCAAAAUAUUUUAAGAAGGAUUCCAUCAUCACAUUUCAUUUUCCAGCUACUUCCCCUACAGCUGAGAUUGUGUUUACUGCUGAAGGGAAGGAGGAUUCGAAGAUCAAAGUGGAAAAUGCCAAUGUUGUCGAGACGAUCCAGAAAUGGUAUUUGGGUGGAACAAGAGGGGUUUCUCCUUCAACCAUAUCUUCCUUGGCUAACACACUCUCUGCUGAAUUGACCAAGUGAACCUUCACUUGGCCAUUGUUGUGUGGUUGUAAUGGUUUUAAUUUAGCGGGUUGGUACUGGUUUUGCUUAUUGUGCUAGCUGUUCUAUAUAUGUAAUAAAUUGGUCCUGAUAUGAAUGUAGAGCCGUUGGAGUGCCAUUUCUUUUGA